Messenger RNA from Gasterosteus aculeatus aculeatus (three-spined stickleback), 1727 nucleotides. RefSeq names its product mevalonate (diphospho) decarboxylase a (gene mvda). Gene Ontology annotation, molecular function: diphosphomevalonate decarboxylase activity. Gene Ontology annotation, cellular component: cytosol. The record is from RefSeq and is a predicted model, not a curated record. Gene Ontology annotation, biological process: isopentenyl diphosphate biosynthetic process, mevalonate pathway; isoprenoid biosynthetic process. NCBI's taxonomy places the organism in Eukaryota, Metazoa, Chordata, Actinopteri, Perciformes, Gasterosteidae.
AAUGCUACAGUAAUGCUAUAACACUAGCUUAACAGUAAGUGCUAAACACCGGAGCAGUCUAGUAAAGUACGGUUAGAGGUAGACACCGAGAAUUGUAGCAUUAGAAACGAGUUAUACAUUGGGAAAGUAUGGAGAAGCCAAACACAGUUACAUGCACCGCGCCUGUGAAUAUAGCGGUCAUUAAAUACUGGGGCAAGCGAAAUGAAGAAUUAAUUCUACCCAUUAACUCAUCAUUGAGCGUCACACUGCACCAAGACCAGCUGAAAACUACCACAACAGUGGCAACCAGCAGGUCAUUUCAGGAGGAUCGAAUAUGGCUAAAUGGCAAAGAAGAGGACAUAACCCAUCCUCGACUACAGUCGUGUCUGAGAGAAAUUCGACGACUUGCAAGGAAGAGAAGUAAGGACGGGGACCGUGCUUUGGAUUCGAUGAGAUUGUCUCACAAAGUCCACAUCUGCUCGGUUAACGACUUCCCCACCGCCGCCGGCCUCGCCUCCUCCGCUGCAGGAUUUGCUUGUCUAGUUUACACUCUUGCCCAGGUGUUUGGCGUGGAGGGCGAGUUGUCUGAGAUUGCUCGGCAAGGCUCCGGGAGCGCAUGCCGAAGUAUGUAUGGAGGGUUUGUCCAGUGGAUCAUGGGAGAGGAGGACAAUGGCAAGGACAGUCUGGCCCAGCAGGUGGCACCAGAGACUCAUUGGCCUGAGCUCAGAGUCCUGGUAUUAGUGGCCAGCGCGGAGAGGAAGCCAGUGGGCAGCACCUCUGGGAUGCAGACCAGUGUACAAACAAGCCGUCUCUUAAAGCACCGAGCCGAGUCUGUGGUCCCCGGCCGGAUGGAAGAGAUGAUUGAAGCCGUGCAAAGAAAGGACUUUGCUGCAUUUGCUGAUCUAACGAUGAAGGACAGCAACCAGUUCCACGCAACCUGCCUUGACACAUACCCACCCAUCUUUUACCUCAACAGUGUGUCUCAACAAGUUAUCAAUUUGGUGCAUCGGUAUAACAGACACUACAAGGAGACACGGUUGGCCUACACGUUUGACGCGGGACCCAACGCUGUGAUCUACACGCUACAGCAGCAUGUUCCUGAGUUUGUUCAGACAGUUCAACAUUUCUUCCCCCCAGAGACCAAUGGAGGAGAGUUCGUAAAGGGUCUUCCCAUUGAGCAAGUGGCUCUUUCUGAGGAGCUGAGACAGGCUAUUGGCCUAGAGCCCCUGCCAAAGGGAAUAAGCUACGUUAUUAGCACUAAGGUUGGACCGGGCCCUUGUGUUCUGGAGGAUCCCACUCAGCAUCUCCUCGGAUCUGAUGGGUGGCCUAAGAAAACUUUGUGAUCCACUGAAUAAAAAUGAGGACAAGAAAGCAGAUAACAAAUUUGCAUUUGUUUACGAUUUUACAAAUCACAGACACCACAGCUUCAUUACCUUUGUAGAUGCUAAUAUGUCUUUCUUGAUUAUCAAGCUUUACUGGUGUCCCCGUCCUUAUCUCUAAAUUGGUCAUUUCUCGGUAUCUUUGCUCACGGGUACGACACACUGCACCAUGAAUGCAGCUCUGUACUGCAGCUGGUCUUGAGCUCUCUAGUCUACCUGAGCGCAUGCUUGUGCCUACAAUCCAUUUCAUUCUUCUUUUUAUUUAAUUUUCCUCUUCGGCAAAAAAACGAAUGUCAGGCUUGCAGUACGUACUUACCGUUUGACAAUUGUAUUCUGUAACACUAAAUAAAAUAUAUUGUUGUCAAUACA